UAUCGCAACAAUGACCACAAUGGCAGCAUUCACAGACAUUUGCCAAUGGUCAAGCUUUCAUUGCCAGCCUUCUUUAAUGGUGCCACGGAUUACUUGCACCGGAAAUUGGAAUCAUCAUGGAUUGUCAAGUAGUUUCUCAUGGAAACUUUUUUGCCCCGAAUCAGCAAGUUUUAAAUUCAGCUCCUCUCGCAGGCUUGUUGCACGCAGAAGCUAUGUUCCUAAGAAAGGAAUACAAGUUGUAUCUCCAAAUAUAGGAUCACAAACCUUGACAAUUGAAUUUCUGAAUGCAUGGGAUGAUGAAUAUGGAGGGGUCAUUGUUGAUCCAGAAAGCUUACCUUCGAGUGCAAAUGCUUUUGCAUCCACGUUAAAGGCUUCUAUAUCCAACUGGAAAUUAAAGGGGAAAAAGGGAAUAUGGCUGAAGAUAACUCUAGAGCAAGCUGAUCUUGUUCCAAUAGCUAUUCAGGAGGGCUUCCUCUACCACCACGCCGAGCCAGGAUAUGUUAUAUUAACAUACUGGAUACCAAAUGAGCCUUGCAUGCUCCCUUCUAGCCCUUCACAUCAGAUAGGCAUUGCAGCAUUUGUCAUAAAUGAUAAAAGAGAGAUCCUUGUAGUGCAAGAAAAAUGUCCUUGUAGCUGCCCAGGGGUAUGGAAGUUGCCUACUGGUUAUAUUGACAAGUCUGAAGAGAUAUUUUCAGGAGCUAUAAGAGAAGUGAAAGAAGAAACCGGGGUAGGAAUGAUUCAGAUUCCAUUGCUAUGAUCAGUUUACUGCCAUUGUUGGUUUCAUUUUUUAUUCUCAUGAUCUGCAGGUAGACACAAUUUUCCUAGAAAUGGUUGCUUUCAGACAUGCCCACCUUGUGGCUUUCGAAAAGUCAGACCUGCAGUUUGUGUGCUUGCUUAAGCCAUUGUCCUUGGAGAUCACAGUAGAUGAGAAGGAGAUUCAAGAUGCAAAGUGGACUACUCUUGAUGAACUAGUACAACAACCAUUUUACCAGGAAGAUCAGAUGUCAAAAAGGGUGAUCGAAAUUUGCAUGGAAGCAUAUGAAAAUCAUUACAAUGGAUUCAUUGCUCAUCAGCUGAUCUCAAAAUUUGAUGGGAAACAGUCUUACUUGUAUUACAAGGAGACAAUGACAGAAUAGUUUUUCUGUUUUUCACUCUCAUUGAAAGGAUCAAAAUCUUCUCCGCUACAAUUUCUAGUAGACACAAACUAAUCAAUGAUCCAAUUAUCUAUGAACCAAAAAUCACUCUUUUAUUAUGUUGGACUCCCCACUCAUUAACUAGUUAAUGAUCCAAUUAUUGGAUUUACUAGUAUUCUUACUGGGCUUAGUAUUUUGAAGAGUCAUCCUAAUUCAUGUUGUUAAUGUUCUGAUGUUCAAACAAGAGUUAGAAUG
Molecule: messenger RNA, 1388 nt
Organism: Ilex paraguariensis (yerba mate)
Lineage: Eukaryota; Viridiplantae; Streptophyta; Magnoliopsida; Aquifoliales; Aquifoliaceae
Source: the annotation of a GenBank genome assembly